Messenger RNA from Brienomyrus brachyistius, 2434 nucleotides. RefSeq names its product solute carrier family 50 member 1 (gene slc50a1). Gene Ontology annotation, molecular function: sugar transmembrane transporter activity. Gene Ontology annotation, cellular component: membrane. The transcript has 6 exons. NCBI's taxonomy places the organism in Eukaryota, Metazoa, Chordata, Actinopteri, Osteoglossiformes, Mormyridae. The coding region runs from base 121 to 780 and encodes 219 amino acids. The record is from RefSeq and is a predicted model, not a curated record. Gene Ontology annotation, biological process: carbohydrate transport.
UUUGGGGCAACUGAUUGCAAACACGGAAAAGACAAGAAGCAGAAGUCAAGCGUGUGUUAGUGCAGUAUUUCAUUUUUCGUCUGCGUUUCUUGUUUUUGUUUUGUUCUUUUUUUUCGUUCUAUGGAUUUUCUACAGUUUCUAUCAUGGGCAUGCAUCGUGUUUACUAUACUGAUGUUCUCGUCAGGACUGACGGACCUGAAGAAAAUGAGAGAAGCACGGAGUUCAGAUAACAUUCAGUUUCUUCCUUUUCUCACUACUUUGCUCAACAACCUGGGCUGGCUGUACUAUGGGGUCCUGAAGAAGGAUGGCACACUCAUUAUUGUCAAUAGCAUUGGGGCUGUCCUGCAGGCACUCUACGUCCUGACCUACUACCACUACAGCAGCGGCAAGUGGCGCGUGUGCAGACAGACGCUCGCUGCCGGCCUCCUGCUUGCUGCCGGCUGGCUUUACUUCGGCGUUGUACUUGCCCAGGGCGAGCAGAAGCUGGCCCGGCUGGGUCUGGCCUGCAGCAUCUUCACCGUCACUAUGUAUGUGUCGCCCCUCAUCGACCUGCUGGAGAUCAUGCGCAGUGGCUCCGUCGAGCGCCUCUCCUUCCCGCUGACCGUGGCCACCUUCCUCACCUCCUCCUCCUGGACACUGUAUGGUCUCCAGCUUCAGGAUUACUACAUCAUGGUGCCCAACACCCCCGGCAUCAUCACCAGCCUCGUCAGAUUCCUGCUUUUCUGGACUUUUUCAACAACCAGCUCUGUGAAGCCUUCCUACAAGCUGCUGCCACUGUGAAGAAGGAAGAGGAGCAGAAGGAGGGACUUUCCUACCUGUGUCUGUGUUUUUUUUUUUUUUUUCUUUUUUAUUCUGUGACAUGGUUUUCGCUUUGGGGAGCGGCCUGUCGAUCUGGUAGUUGUCAGGAUGUUCUCCCUAACGAGAGCAGCCUCUGUUCACUGUGGCCAAACAGUUCAGCUGAAUCACUCUUCAUGGAAAUCACGACAUGGGGCUAAUUUCUGUUCUGAAAGAUUUAAAACAUGAAAACAUCCUACUUUCCAGUUAUUUAUGGGCAUUGGUGGCAAGGCUAAAAUUUUUUGUCUUUAUAAAUAUUACAUACUAAGUGAAACAAUAGCAUUGCCUUCAGAGUGCAACUAGAGAAAAGGCUGAUUUUCACAACUGUAAAUACAUUUUUUAUAUAUUUUUAAGACUGUACAGAAAUAUAAUGCUAUUUUUCUGUCUUCACAUCUGCAUAAUACCUCCUUGAUGUAAUAUGAAGCUGCCCAUUUGUUUUCUAACCUCUUUUCCCGAUCAAGGUCACGGGGUGUUAUAUCACAUGCUGUAGUUACAAUAUAAGCAUCUCGUUUUAUGAAAUUCCCUUUGCUUCUCGCAGAGCCGUCCCACAUCUGGUGCUGUGUCCUGCGCACCCCCUCCCGGUAUGGGCUGGGUGUAAUUCACUACGGCAGGCACCUCCUUGCUGCUGGCCUCUGUACUGCCUGACUGCUGGUGUUAAGCAGGUCAUUCAUAGCUGGAGGGAGGUCACAUGAUCUCGAACGGCAGACUAAUCAGAAGCUCAGGGUGUGUAAUUAAGGGGCCACACUCUCAGUAUCACACAGCUCGCCGGUGUCACUAUCAGAUCUCAUUCUUGUCAUCCAUCCAGCCGGUUUCCAUGAGCACCUUUCCAGUGAAGCUUUGCAGUGCGCCUCUCCAAGGAUGGGAUGCCAGUCAGUCACAGGCCUCUCACACUCCCGCAUGUUUGGGAUAGUCGGACCUCCUAACCCUUCUGCUUUUAACUGCAGGAGAAAACUUGCAGUGUACUCAAAGAAAACUGGCGCAAAUGCAGGGAGACCAUGACAGCUGGCCACGCAGAGCAUGGGGUGGGAGUCAACCGCAUAUCCUGCAGGUGUGAGGUCACAGUGCUGUGAAAUGAGAUUGCGAGUGUUAUAAAUGACCACUGGUUUCACAAGUGACACAUGAAAAUUAAGCGGUUGCUGUUGCGUUAAUCCAGCAUCAAGUUGUUGGCUCAGAACCUCAUCUGCCUGACAUCCUUUAACUGCUUGUCCUAUUCAGGGUCAUAGGGGGGUCUGGAGCCUAUGGGCACAAGACAGGGAGCAAACCAGGCUGGGGGGGCGAAUCACAGGGCACAUUCACACCUUUGGGCAAUUUGGUACCUCCAAUUUACCUCAGCAUGUUUUCAGACUGGGGGGGGAAACUGCACGAUAACACUGGGAAAACAUGCAAACUCGACUUGAACCCUGGUCCUAGAGGUGUGAGGCAACAGCACUAACCACUGCAUCACUGGACUUAGCCACAGAUAAUGAACAAGCAUAAGUUUUCCCAGUUAAUUUAAUAGUGAUUUCCUUCUUAGAUUUAAAUCUAUUUCAACAAAAGAGGGUCCUGUGAAUCCCCUUGAUUAACCAUCAUUAAAAUACAAGUUGGUAGAGCUUUCUGGAAA